This is a messenger RNA of Aureobasidium vineae, 2050 nucleotides long. The record is from the annotation of a GenBank genome assembly. Lineage: Eukaryota; Fungi; Ascomycota; Dothideomycetes; Dothideales; Saccotheciaceae.
UAUGGGCUGGAAGGAUAUCUUGCGUCCUAUACGAGAUGGUUUGCGAGACAAUUUGCCGUCCACAAGGCCCCACCGGAAUCCCGACAACGGAAACCGACGCCGUGAAGAUGUCCUCAAAGGCUUCACCUACUUUGACUCGUUUCACGACAUUGAUGAUUGGCGACCUGAGCAAGCAUACUCCUUUCAGCGAGCAAACACUCCUUUGCUUCCUAGACCAUCCUUCAAAGCUGCCAAAGGCCGAGCUCAAAUCACUCUCGUACAUGACUUUUCUGGAAAUUACCAGCAGUAUGAAGACAUUCAUGGCCCACUAGUCGACAAACCGUCGUACAGCUGUGAAUAUCUGCAAGCGGUUGACAUUUUCGUAUACUUUUCUCACAAGCUGGUGUGCAUACCUCCUCCGUCCUGGACAAAUGUUCUACACCGUAAUGGAGUCAAGUCGCUCGGUACAUUUCUUAUAGAGCCACAGUCAACAGACAUAUCCAAAAUACUGCAACGAACUCCGUCAGGGAUACAAGGAUGGAACUACACCUUGGCAGACCGGCUAAUACACAUUGCCCAUUACUAUGGAUUUGACGGUUGGUUGAUCAAUAUUGAGAAGACUUUUCCUAUCGCCGACUGGAGUCUCUCAAAGCUCCAGGGCUUUCUGAAACAACUAAGCUCAUCCUUCGACGACGGAUGCGUUCUUUGGUACGAUUCACUCACAAGCAAGAAUAGAAUUGACUACCAAAAUGCACUGACGGAGCAGAACGUCUUGCUCGCCAAAGCUGCCGGCUCUAUACUCACAAAUUAUGUAUGGUCACCGGAUACGGCCGCUGCCUCCAAAGCUGUUGCAUUGCAGAAUGGCAUCACUCCUGUAGACACUCUCUGCGGCAUUGACGUCUGGGCGCAAAGUUCAGAGCGCUCUGUCCGGGAAACGUAUCCCAGAGAUAUAGGCGGUGGAACCGGCACCGGUCUGGGUGUCGCGAAACUAGCUGAAUUGGGGCUCAGUGCUGGCAUCUUUGGCCCAGCUUGGCCAUAUGAGCAUUUUACUUGCCUGGAAGAUUCCAAGGCUGUCGAAAGCUCUAUGUGGACAGGAGUCGCUUUACCAGAGACAUUACGCUGUGACUGCGCCUCGAAAACCCGACAUUCUAUCCAAGGCUAUAUGACCUAUCCCAUACUUGAGAAUGCACAAGAAUUUCCCGCUGGCUCAGAUACUUUCUUCUAUACCGACUUUGGCCAAGCAUUCGAAGCGGUCACCAGUUCAGAUCAUGUUGCUGGCAAGACCGAAGUACGCGCGAGCCUUGCAUCGCAGUCUAUAUUGCCUCGACCAAGUGUACAUGCCAGCGUUCAGAAAGAUAUAUCCAGUCAGAUAGAGUCGUGUCCCUCCAGGUUGUCUUUGUAUGUACGCGCCUUGAGCGAUACUGGAUCCACACGAAGGAUAUUGAGGCUCUUCAAACUCAGCAUGCCGGUGUCAGAGGGACUUGUCGUUAGCAUUCAGUACCGCAAACCAAAAACACCUACUUCGUUACUCCUGUGGCUCCACCUUGAAGGCUUGAACGCGGCGAUUCCUAUCAUAGAGCAACANAAAACGAUGACCGAAGAGCUUCAGGCCAACGAAUCAGGCAUGUGUCUCACCGGACUAUCUUUGCGAGUGGAAGGACCCAUACAGACGAUUACCAAUACUCUGCUCGUUGAUAUCAUGUCCAUCUGCGUGCGUCGCGGAAGCAAGGCUGGCAGAAAGUACACGAUAUCCGACGCGGCACUAGCCGAAAUAGAUGAGACCACAUCGUGUCUCUCUUGGAAGUUCAAUAACGAAGUGUGGAAUGCUAGCCUCGAAGACGACGGACUUCCUUACAGUGAUGUUACAGGGCCUUUUAGCUUCUUUGUGAUCCAGAUUGAUGGUCAAGAAGUAGGAAGAGCAUAUGCAUUGGAUUACCUGCUGCGAGAGGUCGGUGAUAAGUCAGAAGUUCGAAUCACAGGGACGGGGUUUGAUGGCGAGGUGCUUUGCGUGUACACGAGCAGUUUGCGGAAGCGGCAACGCCAGGGGUCAACAGAGAGCUGGCAGUUGGUA